Molecule: messenger RNA, 306 nt
Organism: Debaryomyces tyrocola
Lineage: Eukaryota; Fungi; Ascomycota; Pichiomycetes; Serinales; Debaryomycetaceae
Source: the annotation of a GenBank genome assembly
AUGGCAGGCUUCGAUGAAGAUGAUCUAGCAGACUACGAUAACUAUUCCGGAGAAGAAGAAUUCAAUGAGGAUAAUCUAGAUGAUCAGGAAUAUGAUAAAUUAUAUGCAUGCCUUCCUCAAUUGAAAGAAGACAUUAAAGACUAUAAUGAUGAAAUACUUGAGAUAGAUUUAAAAGAAGCAUUAUACUUCAAUUAUUAUGAAAUAGAAGAAGCAAUCAAAGAGUUGAAGUCUAAGUAUCCUAAAAAGAAGACCAACAGUAUGUAUAUUUUCCAAUUUUUUUGUUUGUCAAGUUUCACGUCACUUUGA